AUGCAUGAUGGCCCAUCAUCGCCAGAAGCCAGGCCAGAAGAAGAUUGAGAGCUACUUCGCCCUGCCUGGCCAGGCCCCGGCGAGGCCACCGCCCGCUGCAGCGGCAGCUGCUGGUGCUGCUGCCGCUGCAGUGAGGCGGCCGCAGCCCAAGAGCGACCCGCCGCCCUCCAAUAGCGGGAACGACUGCGGCGCGUGUGGACAGAAGAAGGCCGAACCGACCUUCCCAUGUGCUGGUAAUUGAUUUGAUCUGCCGCCAAUGAGAUGAGAUGAAUCCGCCAUUGAGAUGAGAUGAAUACGUUCGUCGGGAUGGAUGGCUCUCUCUGCCCUUCUGUGUGCUCUUUGUCAGGUGGCUGCGGGAACUAUCUGCACCGUUCCUGCUUCCCCAAAGGCCCCUCCCUCGUCUGCCCCUUCUGCGCCCAAUCGCCCGGCCGCAACCCGCCCCGCAAACUGAAUGACGUAUCGCCCGUCGAAGCAGAGGACCGACCGCACUUACCGCCACAGCCCGACGAGGCCGAUCAACCACUACCGGCGGCUAUGCUACGGAUGCAGAGCGAUCCCGCCCAGCCGAUUCCGGCGACUUUUAUGUGGCGGCACGACACGCAGGUCGGCGGGGAAUACUUCCAGCACCCCCACCACCACGAGCACCAGCAGCAGCCAGAGGAGGGGGAGAGGGAGGGGGAGGGGGAGGGGGAUGAGCUGCUGGCUAUCGCAGCCGCUGCCGAUCCUGACAAAGGCAAACAUGAGGUCGGCCUGCCUGGAUGGGGAGAACGAAGAGAGAGAGAGAGAGAGAGAGAGAGAUAUGAAGGCACAUUUUCGUAGUACUGAAUGCCUUUGUGUGGGUGGGGUCACUGGGGUGGGUGCGUUGUGGCCUGCAUGAUGCAGAUUGUAGACAUGGUUCGGGCGGUGAGGUGUCAGGGCAAGACGAUGCUGCGAGCGCUGCUGCCGCUCAUCAACAGCGAUGAGGCCGGGCCCAUCUCUGACCCACAUGCGGUAGCACAAGCCGCCAGACAGGCCAUGUGAGCAGGGCGCAGCACACACAACACACUCUCCAUCACACAGACAUAUGGAUGGCCAUCUGUGGCUCUGUUUGUUGAUGUAUCCACCUAGUGCCGCGUUCGGCGAGCUUGGUCGGCCGGACGACCCCUCCCCUUCUCGUUUGUUUGAGCGUGCCCAGCGGCUCAUCAAGACACCCCUCCGGCACAAGAACCCGCCACCCAAAGACACACGCGCCAUCGGCUCACCACCCGCAGCAGCAGCAGCAGCUGCUGCUGCUGCGUGUCCCGCAGCGCCUUUUCUCGCGCCGGCAGUGGAGGACGAUGGCAUGAAGGUGCGGCCAGCUCAUCAGCCGUGGGAGAAUGACUGGGCCGACGUCGUGAUAGAUGAAGACCACGAAGAUGUGCCAGCUGCGGCCGCUGCUGCUGCUGCAGCUGUUCCCCCACUACGGCAGGAGCCGAUUGUGGUGGAUCUUGAUGAGUAUGAGGAUGACCCAAUGGAAGAGGACGACGCGAAGCCCGCAUCCUCAUCUGCAGCAGCAGCAGCAGCCGCUGCUCCUGUUGGUGUGGGUGGGGCUGGGGGAGCGGAGCUGUUUGGUGACGACGACCCUGCGUUCGAGGAUGACGAGAUCGACCCAUGUCUCUCCCAACCUUUUGACCCAUUCCCCUUUCCGUUCCCAUUCCCAGCCCCCCACCAGCAGCAGCCACAGCAGGAGUCGGAGAGCUUCGACGACAUAGAGAUCUCUCAGGCCCCCGCCGCUGCAGCAGCUGCUGCAGCGGCGGUAGCGCCUCCCCCUCCCCCUCCCCCCCUCCCCGAGCCGGCAGCUGCCGACGACCCCGUGGCCCUUGCCGUGGAGGAUUUCGCGGCCCGUGUCAACAGCAGUGGUGCGGCGCGUCUGUAUCGACCUGACCCGUCGCAGCAGCAGUGGUUCCGCGAGACGCAUGCGUGGUCUCGCGAGCUGAGGAAUCGCAACAGGGAGAUCUUUGGGCACGACAGCUUCAGGGGGCCGCAGAUGGGCGUCAUCAAGUGAGACAAGGGAUGAGACGGGAAGGGCCUCUAAGGGCGUGAGGGCUCGUGCCAUAUGUGUGUGUGUGUGUGUGUGUUUGUGCUAUGGCGUGGUGGGGUGGGGUGGAAUGUGUCAGUGCGGUGCUGUCCAAUCGGGAUGCCUUCGUGGUGAUGCCGACAGGGGGCGGGAAGUCUCUGUGCUUCCAGCUGCCGGCCGUGGUGGGUCGGGCCGGCCUGGUGGUCGUCAUCUCGCCGCUGCGGGCCCUCAUGGAGGACCAGGUCAAGGCAGUCAAGGAGAAGAACGUCUACGCAGAGAGCAUCGACCAAAACACUACCAAGAGCAAGGUUGGUGCGCCACGUUCGCACUCGAUGGGAGAAAAGAUGCCCAUUCCCUGGUGUGGUGUGUGUGGUGUGUUGUGUGUGGUCAGCAUAGUGAGAUAUUGGGGGCGUUGCAGAGCCUGAUAGACGAGGAGGACCCCGCCAACCCCGACAAGGAGCACAUCUGUCUGCUGUACGUGACGCCCGAGAAGCUGGUCAAGUCGACGGCCGUGCAGCGCGUGCUGAAGGAGCUCUACGACGCCGGCAGCCUCAAACUGGUGUGUGUCGACGAGGUACGCCUUUCUGUCUUGCCUCUGUCUGUGUGUGCGUGGGGUGCAUUGUCUUGCGUGUGUGUGUGUUGUUGCUGUGUAUGUGUGCAGGCCCACUGUGUAUGUCAGUGGGGGAGGGAGUUCAGGGACGACUAUCGCAAGUUGGGGCUCAUCAAGAAGAUGGCCCCCAAGACGCCGAUACUCGCACUCACCGCAUCGGCCACGGACUCGGUACAAUGUCAUGCAGCCAUCCAUGGGAUGGAUGGAUGGAUGGAUGAGGGGGUGGAUGGGUGCAGGUGAUUCGUGACGUCCGGAGCACUCUGCAGAUGGCCGCCAGCACGGUGGUCUUCAAGCAGAGCAUCGAUCGGCCCAACCUGUUCAUAGAGGUCCGACACAAAUACCACACGACACGCGAUGUGUGGGGUGUCCGUCAGGUGCGUCCCAAGACGCCCACCUGUCUGCACCAGAUGGCGCAGCUCAUCCAGUCGUCGCCUGAACUGCAGGGCGGAUCAGGGUAGGUUGGGUGCGCCCCGUCCACACCCACACCCACACAAACCGUCCGCGUGUGCAAAUGGAUUGAUUAUUUCUGUGUGUGUUCCUUUUUUUCAGAGUGGUGUAUUGUCUGAGCCAGAAGGACUGUGAGGAGGUGGCCACCCGUCUGCGCGACGCCUUCCACAUCACCGCCGAGGCCUACCACGCCGGCAUGACCGAUCGCAACAGAAAGGAUGUCGGUGUCGGCAGCAGAAACACACACACCACACAGCCCCCAGUAUAUAUGUGUGUGUGUGUAUAUGUAUUCAGAUUCAGCGGCGAUGGAUGAGUGGCGACACGCAGGUCGUGGUGGCCACUGUAGGUAUGUGAGCCGAGCCGGCCAAGCAAAGAUGUUUUCGGGUAUAUGUGCCUGUGUCUACCUCGCUAUGUGUGUCAGCUUUUGGUUUGGGCAUCGACAAGGCCGACGUCCGCUUCGUCUUCCACUACAGCAUUCCACCCACACUAGACCGGUGCAGACGCAGCCCAGCCGCCACACAGCACAUCCCUCCCUCCCUCUCUAUGUGUCCCUCCCUCUGCUGUCAUGUCAGCUACUACCAGGAAAUCGGUCGUGCCGGCCGCGACGGGCGUUUUUCGCGAGUGGUGUUGUGGUACAGCCAGCACGACCAGGGCCGGCAGGAGAAGAUGGCCGCGGGGGAGAGGGGGGGCCGGGGCCGGGGCGGGGGUGGCGGUAGACGACUGGACGAGCUGAAGAGGAUGACUGAGUUCUGCGAUGCUACAGACUGCCGGUGGGUGGGCGGUGGGCAGGGGAGGGACACAUCCAUCCAUCCAUCCAUCCUUUCAUGGCAUGGAUGUCUCUGUCAGGCGCAUUUUGUUGUUGCGGCACUUUGGGGAGGCUCCUCCUGGUGCUGACCUGUGCGGCGCCGGCUGCGACAACUGUGCACACAACCUGCUGCAGGGACAGGUAACCCACCCACUCACGAACAAACACACCGACACACGGCGACCACACGUAUCUGUGUGUGUGUGUGUGGUGUGUGUAUCGUUCUCUGAUCAGUCUGAGGAAGAGGACGUGACGGAAGCGGCCAUGACGAUCGUGUUGUUGGUGCAGGACUACGUCAGGCUCAAGACCGCCAGCGGCAUGUACAGGCUCACGCAAUCGCUGCUCAACGACGCCGCCAGGGGGCUCAACCACAAGAGAAUCGGCCAAACCAAGUUAGUGGGUGCCGAAGGGCGCGGGCAAUCUGCAGGCAUUCACCCGCCUCUGUGUGUGUAUGUGUGUGUGCGUGUGUGCGUGUGCAGGAUGAACACGGCUGGGUCGUACGGCAAGCUGCGGCGGUGGCGCAAGAGCACACAAGACACCAAGGAGUCGAUCGACCAGCUCAUUCGGUCGGCAGGCCAGCAGCGAGGAGGGAGGCACACGCAGACCAGCAAACACCACACCCCCUCUAACCCCCUCUAUCUUCCCCCUCUCUCCCCCUCUCUCCCUGUGUGUGUGUGUGUGUCUGUGUGCUUCUUGCAUGCAGCCUGUUGCUCAACGGCAAGUACCUGACCAACGGCGUGCAGAAGUCCACUUAUCAAGACUUCCCCGUCAUCAAGUGAACACCACCCCUCACCCCACCCCCCAACGCCCAUUCCCUCCGCCCUUCUGUCCAUCUGUUCUCAGGAUCGGCCAGGCGCCCCAGGUCAAGAAGCUCACCAGCGGCAAUGUGACCAUCACCAUGCCCAGGCCCCGCAACAGACCCCCACGCAGACACGGCCCCCCCGCCCUCCCCUCUGGCAACCCAGACAACCACCAGGCCGACGGCAAUGACAACAUGGGAGACGACGACAGUCCCCCCAAGAAGAAGAAGCGGCCGCGGGGGCAUGGGGUCGGGGGAGGGAGAGGCGAAUCGCAUCAGCAACAGCAGCAGCAGCAGCGGCAGAUGGACGAUGACUACAACGACUGGGACGAUGAUGACGACGAUGAUGAGGAUGACGUCCCGCCGCCCCCGGCAAAGAAGAAGAAGAACGCUGGUGGUGGUGGUGGAGGUGGUGGGAAGAGGAAAGGCAAGGCGGGGCGCAAGAGCAACAUGGCCAUCAAUCGGGGCAAGGAGAAACAACCGGCAAAGAAGAAGAGACGAAACUCACAGGUCAGUCAGUCGGUCAGUCGGUCGGGGACCUUUGCUGCCUGAGUCUUGUUUCUCAUAUGAGGAGGUGCGCUUUUUCUGUCUGUGCGCAUCUCUGCAGGGUGGAAUGGCCGCUCACGCUCCCGUGCAGCGAGAAGAUGACGAGGAUGACUGGAGCGGCAAUGAGAUGAUCCUCAUCUCAUCCAGCGGACCCUCAGACGUACGUGAGCAUCGCACACUCCACAAACAAACACAACUAACGACACCACGACUGACUGCAUAUGUCUCUCGCGUUACCAAUCAGCCUGACCGUGACCGCCGUGCAAAGGCAGCCCCGGCCGCACCCCGCCGACCGCCCUCUGGCCCCCGCCAGAAUGCCCAACCCCCUCCGCCCGCUGCUGCAGCUGCUGCUGCUGCCGCACACAAUCAGUUCGCCAACUUCGCGUUCCACCAGAGGCCACCGGCCCCACCAGCAGCAGCACCAGCAGCCGCUGCAGCGGGCGCCAUGCGAGUGUCAGAUCCGCUCGCCUACUCGUCCAGCCAUGACUCUCACAACAAUGCCCCAAGCCGACAGGUGUGCCGACAGAUGAGUGGGCCGGGCGGGGCGAGAGGAGCUGUUCGGGCUCCUGCUCCUGCUGCUGCUGCUGUUGCUGUUGCUGCGAGAAGCGGCGGGGCGGGACACGUAGGCAUGGAAGGUGGCAAUGGCAAUGGCAACGGCGUGGCAGCGCAGCCUGCUGCCAACGGCAACCACCCCGGCAGACCGCCCCAGCAUCAGCAGAGGAAUGGCGGGCCACCCCCGGCAGCAGCAGCGGCGGAUGCGGCCAAUGGCAACACGGGUGCAGGGCGGUUGGCUGGGAGGGUGGGCCACAUCUCUGCUGCUGCAAGGAGGAACCAGAUGGUGAGAAGGCCGGCAAAUCUGCGGGCGGAAGGCGAGAAUGUGCAGCCAGCCAUAGGCCCCGCAAUGAUGAGAGAGCGAGACAGACAGCUGCUCAAUGCGUGGCGGUGACAAUUGAUUGAUGCAUCGUGCGUGCAAUGAUGCACGCACGAUCUUUGACUUUCCAUCUCGCCUUAUCGUUCGCUCGUCAAGCCAUUGC
This is a messenger RNA of Vitrella brassicaformis, 6276 nucleotides long. The record is from the annotation of a GenBank genome assembly. Lineage: Eukaryota; Vitrellaceae.